Trichophyton verrucosum HKI 0517 is the source of this 1203-nucleotide messenger RNA. Its product is annotated as feruloyl esterase, putative. The transcript is spliced from 2 exons. The coding region runs from base 1 to 1203 and encodes 400 amino acids. NCBI's taxonomy places the organism in Eukaryota, Fungi, Ascomycota, Eurotiomycetes, Onygenales, Arthrodermataceae. The record is from RefSeq and is a predicted model, not a curated record.
AUGGUGGAAUUGACGGAUGUAAGUUUACUUCAAUCUGGGGAUAUUUCAUCCAGGGCGAGUAUAUGUCAAGGGUUCUUUACGGCCAUUCUAACGACAUAUCUAGGCAUCAAAUAUGAGGACCUUGCGUAUGGGGUGAAGAACGGGUUUGCUGUAGUCGGUUCGAAUAAUGGACACAAUGGUUGUUCUCUCGGUGGAAGGCAGGGGUUUCAGUCAGCAGUGAAGUUCCCUGAAGACUUCGAUGGUAUUGUUGCCGGAGCUCCAGGUUUAGACUUCAACAAUCUGGUUUCGUGGAGAGCUAGCUUCUUCCCGUUGACCGGCAGUGUAGAGUCACCGGAUUUCAUCACCGCAAGAGCUUGGAAAACAUUUAUCCACAGGGAGGUACUGCGACAAUGUGAUGGUAUUGACGGGGUGAUGGACGGGAUCAUUGAAGACCCAUCACUCUGCCACUUUGAUGCUGAUGCACUCCUAUGCAAACCAGGAGAAGAAACAGAUUGCUUGAGCCAAGUCCAAGUUGAUAUUGUGCGGAAGAUAUUUUCUCCACUCAUGGGCGAGGAUGGUGAAUUGAUAUAUCCAGCAAUGCAGCCGGGCAGCGAAGAGCUAGCCACCACAAAGCUGUACGCCGGGAAACCAUUCAGCUAUUCCGAUGAAUGGUUCAAAUAUGUCAUUUACAAUCCGUCAUGGAACGCAUCGACGUUCACCGUACAUGAUGCCGCGGUUGCAGAAGCCCGGAACCCGGGAGGUAUUAAAACAUGGCCGAACUUCGGUGACCUAGCCGAGUACAGAGCCCAGAACGGCAAGAUUAUCGUGUACCAUGGCAGACAGGAUAACCAGAUAACCAGCUUCAACACCGAACGAUACUAUAAUUAUCUGUUGCAGUCUGACGGUGCCGGCAGUGCUGGGCAACUCGAUCGUUUUCUCCGCUUCUUUCGCAUAUCGGGCAUGUUUCAUUGCAGUGGAGGACCGGGUGCAUGGGUUCUAGGUCAGGGGGGCGGAGCUGCUUCAGAAGGCAUCGAAUUCAAAGGGGAGACCAAUGUCCUUGCUGCUCUUGUUGAUUGGGUUGAGAAGGAUGUUGCACCGGAUACUAUUGAGGGUGUCAAAUUUGUGGACGACGAGAUCACAUCUGGCGUUUCACUACGCCGAAAGCACUGCAGGUUGGUUUUCUCUCAUCUUCUUCCAUUAAGGGUAUAUACUGAUAGGUGGUGA